Pelobates cultripes (western spadefoot toad) is the source of this 21393-nucleotide messenger RNA. The record is from the annotation of a GenBank genome assembly. Lineage: Eukaryota; Metazoa; Chordata; Amphibia; Anura; Pelobatidae.
GCGAAGGACAUGACACCAGGCGACCAGAGCGAUGCCUGACUGGCUUCACACCAAUGUCGGGCAGAGACAGGAAAACUGUAAUAAUGCACAGUCAGCCACGGCUAUUCUAUCUAACACCGAAUGCAAAGAGCGCAGAUUCACAGAUAUAUCUCAUCAUCUGAUUGUAACCAACACAACCAAUGGACAGGCAAUCAGGCAUAAUCACGGGGAGACCAAGCAGGAGUGGGAGAACUACAAUUCCCUGAAUGCAAUGCUGCGCAUGCGCAGAGCUUUGACGUAGCAGGGAGGCAACUUUAUACAAAUUGGAUUUGCCAAGUGAGAGAGAGACAGACAGAUAGUCAGAGAGAGGGAGAAAGAGAGACAGACAGACAGACAGUCAGUCAGAGAGAGGGAGAAAGAGAGACAGACAUUCAGAGAGGGAGAAAGAGAGAGGCCUGCUGAAAGAACCAUGUCAAGAAAUGUAAGUCACAGAUUUAGAUAUAAUACCCUCUAUUUAUAAAGUAGAAUGAAUAUACUUUAAAUUUUACCCGUAGAAUAAAACCAUUCUUAAAAUACUGUAUACUGGUCCUUACUUACAGUGCAGGAAGAGAAUCAUUUACAUCAUGCCCAUGGAAUAAAAUAUCCCCCCAAAAAAUACUUGCUGCAUAGAAUGCAGUUUAUUUUAUAUAGACUAAAGGGAUAUUUAAAAUAAAGUAAAAGAAAAUAUCCUUACUUUAUGUUCAUUUCUUUAUAUUGUGUGUGAAAUUAUCUAUCUAUCUGUAAUAGUUGUACCUUUCUGCACCAUAUGUUACACUGAAUUGACUUUGCCAUAUGUUUAUAAAAAUUGAGAUACAGUGUAUUUCACUAUUGCCAUAUGUUCCCUUUACAUUGGAGCUAUUUUGUGUAGUUACUUGUAAGUUGCCAUUGGCAAUAUUCUGAGACAUUGGAACCGUGUAACGUGAUUUAUUCUGUGAUUUGCCAGCAUCCAGAUAAUGUCAGGGAACAUACAACUAUCACUAGUGAACACAAACCAGGAUUUCUGGAGCGUCUGAGUGAUACUGCAGGGGGAAUGAUUCUGGGACUGCUUGCCUUUUCAUUAUCUUUCUAUGUUCUGUUUACUAAUGAGGUGAGUAAUACAACCCCCCAUCCUCAUAUGUAUAUGGUACUAUUUGAAAUGUAAUACUUCUCUAUAAAAGACAGUGCCUCAUUUCUUCACCCUAGUCACCUAAUACGUAUCGAAGGUCUUACAGGGAUCUUGAUGAUCUCUCAUAGGAAAACAUUUGGAAUCUAGAAAUUUGCAAAAAAAUUUAAAGGAACACACCAAGCACCAUCACCACAAUCUUUCUGUAUUUGUUAUGGUCUCGGGGUGCCCUGGAACUCCUGUCCCCCUAUUGUAAGUCAAGCCGUUUUUGAACUCCUUUCCUGGAGUCUGCUAAACACUGUCUCCCACUUCUACUACAAGUGCACGCGAGUCAGAAGUUCCUAAGCAUCAACAUCUAUUAGAUCUCCGGCCUGCAGUGCAAGGCUUAGCUCAUUGGCUGAGAGUAAUCGGCUGACUUAAAGUGGUAAGCUUGUUAUAUACAAUGCGUGAAUCGAAGUUAGUAACAACCAAACCCUUUCAGAGUAUGCUUUUUAUAUGUUCCAUGUAGCCACGAGAACCAUAGAGUAACAGCAGAAAUGUGCCCACUAUAUGCUGCAAUGAAUGAGACACUCAACUCGAAUUGCUAUCCAAUGCUUUACAAUUCAGAUUUCUAAAUCAAAUGAAUAUGUAAUAAUUGCAAUGUUAUGCUUUCUGAGCAGGGUCGUGCAGUACGAACAGCGGCAUCAUUGGAUGAGGGGCUAUCCAUUGUGAAUUCUUUACACAAUAUUCACAUGAUAGACCCAGUACAUGAAGGCAGUUUGGUGCAUUUAUCGGGGCCACUAACGACUCUGAAGGUUUGUAUGACUCUCCUAGGACAAUUUAUCCAAUAAUGUUUGUGCAAUACUGAGUAUAGACAUAAUUAGGCAAUACAAUCUCCAACAGUUUGCCCUCCAGCUAAAAUAUUGCAUUCAUAAUAAAUACGUGAAUUGUGUUUCUUUUUUUUUUGUUUCUCCUUCCUGUCACGAACGCACCCUACACCAAGAGUGUGUGUGACUUGGUUCUGGUAGUGAAAGGGUUAAAGUUCACUAUUUGUCUGCACCAGACCGGACGUAAUGAUAAAAAUCCCCCUUAACACCACCCACACUUAACCAUAAUAAUAUAUAUAUUAUUAUUAUUUUAAAGCUGCCACCACCAAGGAAUAUUUAUUAUGAGCAAAAAAAUGGUCACAGGGAAUACAAAAAUAUAGAAGACAAUUAAAUUGGUUACACUAACAAAAGAUACAAACAAAAAGGAUAAAAUAACAAAAGUCCUAAUCACUUACUCAAGGAAGAUGGUGACUGACUCAAAAUCUGAAGUUACCAAGCCUGGCCCAGAGGUGGAGAUAAGGCGUAUCUAUAAAAACAAUAAGUGAGCACCCCCUUGUGUUUUCACACCCACAUCAGUCUAAAUAGAAACUUUUGGUUCUAUCUCCUUGUUUGUGCUGGCCACAGAAAUAAUAAUUGCAUCUAUGAAUUUGUUAUAUUUUUUUCCAUUCCAUCGAUAGGUCAGCUUUCUCACAUGUGACCUAAUAUAGCGUCCUUUGUAAUUACUUCCAAAUGACUUACGUGAUAAUCCCCAUAUUUACAUUCUAAUUGAAGGAUUUGUUUUCCUCAUUCUAAAUAUGCACAAAAUAAGGUAUGGUUAUUAAUCUGUGAGUUAUUCUUAAGGUUUCUUUUUGGGAUAUGAAACUGGGACACAAUGAUUUUUUUUUAAUUUUAUUUUAAGGCUAAUGGCCAUUCAUAUCAAAGGACACCCUAUCUAAGAGGGAAUCUAGAUAUAUGGCAAAUUAGAGAGUUGGUUAAUAUUGAAACCAGACUUCCAGGUUACUUAUGUGUGACUUCUCACACCUUACAGAGUAGCUCUGUUGGGGUCCCAGCUUCAAAAAGGAAUACAAUUAAACUUUCUGGUUGAUGUUAGUGGAGACAUGAUACUUUCUACUUUGCUGCAUAAAUCAGACCAACUUGUGCAAGUUCAGAAUGUGUGCCUUGCAAUUCACUCUCUCUCUUAGAGAGAGACUGAGCUGAGACACACUGAGAAUACUAAAGCUGUUACCAGCUUAUUCAGCAAGUUUACUGAUAGCUGAACUUCCUAUCCCAUAAUAUGUAGUGGGAACAGGGUGCCUUGUCCCUGACUUUGAUUCGAGACCUGAGCCUACUACUGCCCAUGUCUCUUCUCUGUGCCAUAAGGGACCCAGGAGCCACUGUAACAACCAGGUGCCUCAGUGCCCUUUACCUAGCAGUGUGUUUUUCAUCAGCGGUAUCUUACAAUCAUUAGCUAGUCACUGGUUGGAAUGACAAAUAGAUCUCCCAAUCUCAUACAAAGAAACUAGAAAAAGGCAACUAUCUCAUUAACAAUAAGCAGGGGUAAGUAUUGUUACUUGCAAUGCACAGCGAGUGACACAUGGGAGCUGGAGUCCACCCAGAGAGUCCCUUUAAGUCCAGCUUAAGCCACUAGAGGCUUAUUCUCUGUAACAUUUCCAUUUCCAAGAAACUACAGUCUCUAACAUUUCCAGAGAAAAGGGACAGCAUUAAGCUGUAGUUGUUUUUGUGCUUACUGUCCCUUUAAAUGUAGAUGGGUUUAUUUCUAAUAUAUUAGAAUUACAAGUUUUAACUGUUAUAGUUUACAUUGUUUGUGUCAGUUAACCUUUUUUAGACAUUCUAAGCCUCUUGUGCAGAGUUCACGUGGUUAUUUUAUUAUUCAAAGAAACCUAGCAGGUUUGCAAUUCAGUAGCAUCUUAGCCCCUGGGUUGGUAUCAGGUUCACUUUUAAUGUUUUUGUUUUCUUCUGAUCGCAGCCUCUUUAUGAUCCCAAUUACGGAGUCAAUAUCCACUGUGUGAAAUUGAAGCGACAGGUAGAGAUGUACCAAUGGGUAGAAUAUGAAGAGUCCAAGUAAGUGUCUUUAAACCUAGAAUGUGAUGGCAGAUAAGAACCAUUCGGCCCAUCUAGUCUGCCCAAUUUUCUAAAUACUUUCAUUAGUCCCUGGCCUUAUCUUUAGUUAGGAUAGCCUUAUGCCUAUCCUUAUGCCUAUCCCACGCAUGCUUAAACUCCUUUACUGUGUUAACCUCUACCACUUCAGCUGGAAGGCUAUUCCAUGCAUCCACUACCCUCUCAGUUACCUCUUUGUUACCAUAAUAUGGUCUGUGUUCUUCAAAACCAAUGUUGGAGGGGUCACUGGGGUUAUUUCUAAUGGAAUUAAUCUCGGGGAGAAAGAUGUAGAUUUACUAAACCUCACUGAUAUUGUGUCUGAUUGUAAAAUCAGAGUUGGCUCUAGUAGUAGUAGCCGCCUUAAAGCAGCACUGUCAUGGCCGAAUCCCAUUUUAUUUUUAACUCCCCUCCCGACUCCACUACAUCUAACUGACCCCCUAGUCACCCCCAAAUGUCCCUAAGCCCCCCAUAUUACCUAAUUUUGUAUUCUUUAUUUUCUGCCCAGAUCUAUAUUCAGGGCGCCACCAUCUUUGUGUGGGUAGAGGAAGUCCCUGUGGGACACGUCAUCUGCCCACACUAGAUAGCACUGUGAGAUUCCCGCACAUGCCCAGUUAAACACUUGGACAUGCGAAUGGGAAUUUCAUCUAUUCAUUAAUUCGUCAGAAAGACGAAUGAAUGAAUAGAAAAAUCAGAUGAACAAACAAACACCGAAUAUCAGUGUUUGUUUGUUCAUUCAGUUUGUUACAAGGAGGGAGCUACCGGCGCACAGCUCCCUCCUUGUAAUAUGUAAAGAUAGAAGCGGCAGGGAGCAGUGCUCCCCACCACUUCAAAAGCCCCCCAUGUCCUUCCUCACUCUUUGGGGGUCAAUAUGGGUUAAAAUCUCCCCAAUGCCCUUACUCGCUAUACCGCGAAUAGGGGCAUGUCUACUAAACAGUGCCAGUGGCUGCUCACUGUAAAAAAAAAAACCUACUAUCUGGCCCCCACCCCUGUGCGGCGGUUGGGGGCCCUAAAUAACAAUAAGGGUGGGGAACCUAUUGUCCUCCCCCCCCCUGGCCCCCAGCCCUGGGUGGUGGGUGGGGGCCAUAAAGAUAAUGAGGGGGGGGGGACCUACUGUCCUCCCCCCGGCCCCCUCCCCUGGGCGGCGGGUGGGGGCCCUAAGACAAAUCUCCCCCCCCAUCAAAGGUGACUAGGGGUCCCCAAGCCCCUAGUCACCCACCCCAAAAAAAAGUUACCCCUACCUACCCCCCUCACCCUAAAAAAUAGUGAGGGGGGAAUAAAAUAACUAACCUGAAAAGAAAAUUUAAACUUACCAUUUGACGUCUUUUUUCUAAAAUCUUCAUUUUACAACCCCAAAAAAGGCCAAUCAUACCGUCAAACUUAAAAUAAAAUAAAAAACCUGAGCGCAAAAAAACCCACCAAAAAAACAGACGAAAAAGAAAAAACCAGAGCGCAAAAAAAAUAAUCCAUCUUCACCCAUGGAGGGUUCCGUGCAGACUGAGCUCUUGUAAAGCCUUGCCCCGCCCUGCAAUUAGGCUAAGAACACUCUGUCAUUUUACACAGCGUGGGAAAGUUCUUUGGAAUUUUCCCGCGCUGUGUAAUUUGACUCAGAACACUCUGAUUGGUGGGCUUGGAAUCUAACCAAUCAGAGUGCUCUUUGUCAUUUUACACAGCGUGGGAAAAUUCCAAAGAACUUUCACACGCUGUGUAAAAUGACACAAAGCACUCUGAUUGGAUGGAUUUCAAGCAACCCAAUCAGAGUGCUCUGUGUCAUUUUACACAGCGUGGGAAAAUUCCAAAGAACUUUCCCACGCUGUGUAAAAUUACACAAAGCACUCUGAUUGGCUUAAACCAACCAAUCAGUGUGUUCUUAGCCUAAUUGCAGGGCGGGCCAAGGCUUUAUAAGCCUUCCCCCUCUCUGCAGAGCUCAGUCUGCGGGAGCCCUCCAUGGGUGAAGAUGAAUUAUUUUUUUUGCGCUCGAGUUUUUUUUCUUUUUCGUCCAUUUUUUUUUUUUUUUUUUGCGCUCUGGUUUUUUAAUUUUAUUUUAAGUUCGACGGGUAUGAUGGUUUUUUAUUUGGCAUUUUUUGUGGCUGAAAAAUUAAGAUUUUAGAAAAAAGACGUCAAAUGGUAAGUUAAAUUUUUCUUUUCAGGUUAGUUAUUUCAUUCCCUCUCACUAUUUUUUAGGGUGAGGGGGGUAGGUAGGGGGUAACUUUUUUUAGGGGUGGGGGGGUGGGUGACUAGAGGCUUGGGGACCCCUAGUCACCUUUGAUGGGGGGGGGGGAUUUUUCUUAGGGCCCCCACCCGCCACCCAGGGUGGGGGUGGAGGGGAGGUCCGUAGGUCCCCCCCCAUUGUAAUUUAUGGCACCCACCCACCGCUCAGGGGUGGGGCCAAUAGGUUUUUUUUUGUUUGUUUUUUUUACAGUGAGCAGCCACUGGCUGCUCACUGUUUACUAGACAUAGCCCUGCUCGCGGUAUAGCAAGUAGGGGCAGAUCAUUUACUAAUACUAAGUAAUCUUUACUUAGUAUUAGUAAAGUUGGCUGAAAAACCCCUCACGUAUGCUGUUUUGGAGCUGGUAUUGUCAACAUUUCCCUUGUUUAACCUGUGUAAACCAUUUUUUUUUCUCCAGAGAAUAUGAAGAAAAUGGAGAAACCAAAAGGGAGACCAGAUACACGUACAGUAAGUGUUGGAUUUACUUAAAGGGACAAUGUAGUCACCAAAAUAACUUUAGCUUAAUAAAGCAGUUUUGGCGUAUCGAUCCUGCCCCUGCAGUUUCACUGCUCAAUUCUCUGCCAUUUAGGAGUUAAAUCACUUUGUUUAUGCAGCCCUAGUCACACCUCCCUGCAUAUUACUUUCACAGCCUGCCUAAACACUUUAUGUAAAGAGUAAUCUAAUGUUUACACUUCCUUUAUUGCAAAUUGUUUAAUUUAGAAUGUCUUCUCUCCUGCAUUGUUAACAGCUUGCUAGACCCUACAGGAGCCCCCUAUAUGAAAUUAAAGCUCAAUUUACCGAGCAGGAGAUAAAAACUUUUAAAGUAAGUUACAUCUGAUGGAAAAUGAAACCAUUUUGUUUUCAGACAGACUGUGUCAGUCACAGCCAGGGGAGGUGUGGCUAGUGCUGCAUAAACAGAAACCAAUGUGAUGUAACUCCUAAAUGGCACAGAACUGAUCAGUGAGACUGCAGGGGCAUGGUUUAUACACAAAAACUGCUUCAUUAAGCUAAAGUUGGUUUGGUGAUGAUAGUGUCCCUUUAAUCAGGGCUGUACAACCUGAUACCUGAACUACAAAUCCUCAAAUUCAUUGUCAGCCAUGCAGCAUUUCAAGGAAGCAUUUAUUGUGGGGUUGUUGGGAACACUGCAAAAACCAUCUCCCCAAAACAGGCAUCACCUUAAACUAAUGUCAAAUCAUCCCACUCGGAGAACACCCUAACAUAUUUUAACCCCUUAAGGACCAAACUUCUGGAAUAAAAGGGAAUCAUGACAUGUCACACAUGUCAUGUGUCCUUAAGGGGUUAAAGAAGAAGUGUCAGAGCCUAGGGUGUUAAUAUAUAUAAAUUUUUUUACUUAUUCCCUAUAUUUCACAAAUAUGUGUAUGCGAGAUCUCAAAAAUACAAUUUAAUGCAGAAAUCUGUAUAUUACUCUGUAUCCUGGAGUACCUCUAUCUUGGCUCCCUGUCAAUCAUAGAUACAAGCUCAGCCCUUUUUGCAUAAUAAAAAAUAAGUGGAAUAAUGUUUUUCAUUCCCAGUGCAGUGUGUAUCUGUGGACCUGACUGUGAUGUUACUUGAAUAACCAUUUAAAGCGGCACUGUCAUGGCCGAAUCCUGUUGUUUUUUGUUUUUAACCCCCCUCCCGACUCCACUACAUCUAAAUGACCCCAUAGUCACCCACAAAUGUCCCUAAGCCCCCCAUAUUACCUAUAUUUAAUCUUUAUUUUCUGCCCCGAUCUAUAUUCAGGGCGCCGCCAUCUUUGUGUGGGUAGAGGAAGUCCCUGUGGGACACAUCAUCUGCCCACACUAGAUAGCACUGAGAUUCCCGCACAUGCCCAGUUAAACACUUGGACAUGCGAACGGGAAUUUCAUCUAUUCAUUCAUUCGUCAGAAAGACGAAUGAAUGAAUAGCAUUGUCAGACGAACAGACAAACACUGAAUAUCAGUGUUCGUUUGUUCGUGCAGUUUAUUACAAGGAGGGAGCUACCGGCGCGCAGCUCCCUCCUUGUAAUAUGUAAAGAUAGAAGCGGCCGGGAGCAGUGCUCCCCACCACUUCCUAAGCCCCCCAUGUCCUCCCUCCCUCUAUGGGGGUCAAUAUGACCCCCAUAAUAGCAUAAGGGAGAUUAAAAUCUAUACCGCGAGUAGGGUCAUGUCUACUAAACAAUGAGUAGCCUGUCUUCUUUUUUUCCAAAAUCUUCCUUUUUUAGCCCCCAAAAAAGGCCAAAAAAAAACCCAGCAUACCCAUCGAACUUAAAAUAAAAUAAUAAACCGGACGAAAAAGAAAAAACCAGAGCGCAAAAAAAAUAAUCCAUCUUCACCCAUGGAGGGCUCCGCGCAGACUGAGCUCUGCAGGGCGUGGAAGGCUUAUAAAGCCUUGCCCCGCCCUGCAAUUAGGCUAAAAACACUCUGAUGUCACUCUUUGUGUCAUUUUACACAGCGUGGGAAAGUUCUUUGGAAUUUUCCCACGCGGUGUAAAUUGACAAAGAGCACUCUGAUUGGCUUAAACCAGCCAGUCAGAGUGUUCUUAGCCUAAUUGAAGAGCGGGGGAAGGCUUUAUAAGGCUUUGUCUUAGGGCCCCCACCUGCCGCCCAGGGGUAGGGGCCGGGGGGGAGGACAGUAGGUCCCCUCCCCUCCCCUCAUUGUAAUUUAUGGCCCUCACCCAUCGCGCAGGGGUGAGUGCUGGUGGGGGGGGAGGACAGUAGGUCCCCUCCCCCAUUGUAAUUUAUGGCCCCCCGCACAUUAUCUUUAUGGCCCCCACCCACCACUCAAGGGUGGAGGACGGGGGGGAGGACCGUAGGUCCCCCCCAUUGUAAUUUAUGGCCCCCACCCACCUCGCAGGGGUGGGGGCCGGUGGGGGGAGGACAGUAGGCCCACCCCCCUCAUUAUCUUUAUGGCCCCCACCCACCGCCCAGGGGUGGUGGACGGGGGAGGACUGUAGGUCUUCCCCUCAUUAUCUUUAUGGCCCCCACCCACCGCGCAGGGGUGGGGGCCAGUGGGGGGAGGACAGUAGGUCCCCCCCCCCAUUGUAAUUUAUGGCUCCCACCCACCGCUCAAGGGUGGGGGCCGGGGGGGGAGGACAGUAGGUGUCCCCCCCCCAUUGUAAUUUAUGGCCCCCACCCACCACGCAGGGGUGGGGGCCGGGGGGAGGACAGUAGGUCUCCCCUCCCCCUGAUUGUCCAUUAUGGCCCCCACUGCUCAGGGGUGGAGCCAGUAGGUUUUUUUUGUUUUUGUUUUUUACCGUGAGCAGCCACUGGCUGCUCACUGUUUACUAGACAUGCCCCUACUCGCGGUAUAGCAAGUAGGGGAAGAUCAUUUACUAAUACUAAGUAAUCUUUACUUAGAAUUAGUAAAUGUGGCUGAAAGACCAAUUUAGGUCUUUCAGCCUUUUGGAAGAUAACUCCCUAAUACCGUGGGAAUUAGGGCGUUAUCUACUAAGUGGCUGCAAGAUGCAGCCGCGGCACAAAUUGAAUCGGAGUUUCAUUCAUUCGAAUGAAAUUCCGAUACGAACAAAGUGCCGAACUGAGUUCUAAAACAAACGAACAUACUGUUCUCAUUCAGUUAGAACGCAAUUCGUCACUUUCGUCUAAAAUGACAGGAAGCAUCGCGAGAUCAGAGGAAAGGUAAGAAUUAUGGGAAAAUUGCUCUGACCAGCGGAAAUGAAGCACACUUUGCUCCUCCGCUGGUCAAGUGGAGGAAACCUCCAUAAGGCAAAGAGUCCCUACUUUAUCUUAUGAUUUUAAAGAAAACUAAAGAAGACAGGAAGAAAAGAAGAACAGAUCCUGAGAGAGGGGGAGAAGAGAUUGAGGAAAGGUAAGUUCAGCAUGACAGUUCCGCUUUAAAAGAAAAAUGGAACAUCACUUGUGUAAAAGGUCAACACUUGUUAUCAGUGCUUUUCAGUAUUUUAUUGAAUAGUGCAAUUUCUAGAGGAGUGAUAUUUUCCCUUUAAUUACAUAAGUAAGGGUUCAUACAUUUUAUACUGUCCUACAUAUUAAGAGGUAUACCUGUUCUAAUAUCAAGCGCGGAUAUUACCACUGUUAUACCAUACAGAGGCGCACAGUUCUCAUUUAUUAAUUUUGUUUUGGGACUGUGAAAUGCAACGCAAUACUAGUGUUCACCAGUUAUCAAAUGCAUUUGGAUUGAGUACUUUCAUUUUCAUUUAUUUAAAUUCUCCAAGACACUGAAUGGAAAUCUGAAGUUGUGAGCAGCCGGCACUUUGAUCGAGAGAUUACCCAUCUCAAUCCCAGGUGAGCUUUUCUGUGAUAACUGGUAUGUUGGAGAGUGCCGUGUGUGGUGUGAUAGGUGCUGUUUUAAUAUAAGGAUUGGUAAUGUUUGCAAAACUUGAUCAUGCAUAAUAAUGUUUAAAAGCAGAUUGGUUACUUGUUUUGUUUCAUUUUGCCUUUCAGUGCAAUGGCUGUGGAGUCCUUCACUGCUGUUGCUUCAGAGGUGAAUGUCGGGGCCUUUUUUUUGGGUACAGGUAAGAUGCUUUCUCCUCUCCUUCAGUUUGUCUUUUUGAGAAAUCUGUCCUCACUAAUAACUGUGUUUCUGUUGGGAAAUUCUCAUAUCCUUCAUAGUUGAAGCUCCUUAUCUAAACCAUUUUUGGUGGUCUAGCAGGAGGAUGAGUAUACCUUGGCUCACUUCUAUCAUACCGCUAGUAACCAUUGAGAGGUACAGACUUUGAUAUCCUAUCACAGCAAUCUGAGGAUUUGGUAGUGUUGCGCUUGGGAGCAGGGUAGUGGGAUAUUUUGCCACUGUGAACACAGAGGAAUGAGACCACAGAUCUCUCACCAAAGGAAGGUAUGCAACAACACAGGGUUUGUCUGUGGAUCAGGGAUGGACCAUUCAGAAGACAGCUAAGCUGUGGCUGCUAAUAAUGAAAUAAUUUAGGAAUUCUCAUCCUCUUUCUGAUAGGCCUCAUUGAUCAGAUUAACAACUUCAAGCAAAUGAGCCUGGCACAGAUGGGUAACCCUCAUGCAGACGUCACUGCUCAAGGGGACUAUUUCUACCAAAGUGCCAACCCCAAAAAUCCAGAGGUAUUAAUACGUCCUCCCAGUAAGUCUGUUGCAGCGAUUUUAAUGAGUCUGAUAUAGACCUCAAUUUAAUAAGCUUUCCAAAUGAUUCAAUAUUGUUCGUAUCUACAAAAAUUCCCUUAGACUUUAUUGUUGACUUCUGUAUAUAAAUAAUUUUAAAAGUUUUUCUAGCAGUAGUGAAUCACUUUAAAAGCUUAUAAAUCGAGGCCAUAGUUAGAAAUCUGAAAAUAGUGUAUGUGUGUGUGUGUAUGUGUGUGUAUAUAUAUAUAUAUAUUGAACAAAAUUAUAAACGCAAUACUUUUGUUUUUGCCCCCAUUUAUCAUAAGCUGAACUCAAAGAUCUAAGACUUUUUCUGUGUACACAAAAGGCCUAUUUCUCUCAAAUAUUGUUCACAAAUCUGUCUAAAUCUGUGUUAGUGAGCACUUCUGCUUUGCCAGAUAAUCCAUCCACCUCACAGGUGUGGCAUAUGAAGAUGCUGAUUAGACAGCAUGAUUAUUGCACAGGUAAGCCUUAGGCUGGCCACAGAUGUUGCAAGUUUGAGGGAGCGUGCAGUUGGGAUGCUGACUGCAGGAAUGUCCACCAGAGCUGUUGCCCAUGACUUGAAUGUUCAUUUCUCUACCAUAAGCCAUCUCCAAAGGCUUUUCAGAGAAUUUGGCAGUACAUCCAUCCGGGUUCUCUCAACCGCAGACCACGUGUAACCACACCAUCCAGGGACCUCCACAUCCAGCAUCUUCACCUCAAAGAUCGUCUGAGACCAGCCACCUGGACAGCUACUGCAACAAUCGGUUUGCAUAACCACAAACUGUCAGACGCUGUCUCAGUGAAGCUCAUCUGCAUGUUCGUCGUCCUCAUCGGGGUCUCGACCUGACUGUAGUUCGAAGUCGUAACCGACUUGAGUGGACAAAUGCUCACAUUCGAUGGCGUCUGGCAAUUUGGAGAGGUGUUCUCUUCACAAAUUGAUCCUGGUCUGCCAUCUGUACAGGGCAGAUGGCAGACAGCAUGUAUGGCGCCAUGUGGGUGAGCGGUUUGCUGAUGUCAACGUUGUGGAUUGAGUGGCCCAUGGUGGCGGUGGGUUUAUGGUAUGGGCAGGCAUGGUAUGGUAUGGACAACGAACACAGGUGCAUUUUAUUGAUGGGAUUUUGAAUGCACAGAGAUACCGUGAUGAGAUCCUGAGGCCCAUUGUUGUGCCAUUCAUCCAUGACCAUCACCUCAUGUUGUAGCAUGAUAAUGCACGGCCCCAUGUUGCAAGGAUCUGUACACAAUUCCUGGAAGCUGAAAACAUCCCAGUUCUUGCAUGGACAGCAUACUCACCGGACAUGUCACCCAUUGAGCAUGUUUGGGAUGCUCUGAAUCGAAUUAUAUGACAGUGUGUUCCAGGCCCUGCUAAUUUCCAGCAACUUUGCAUAGCCAUUGAAGAGGAGUGGACCAACAUUCCACAGGCCACAAUCAACAACCCGAUUAAUUUAGUUGUAAAAUUUUUAUUACCUGUUGUUUUUUAUUUUUUUAUUUUUUUUAUUAGUUUUCUUGCAACCUGAUCAAUUCUAUGUGAAGGUGAUACACUGCGUGAGCCAAAUUGUGGUCACACCAGAUACUGACUGGUUUCCGAACCUCACCAAUACAGUAAAACUGUACAUUUUAGAGUGGCAUUUUAUUGUGGUCAGCCUAAGGCACACCUGUGCAAUAAUCAUGCUGUCUAAUCAGCAUCUUGAUAUGCCACACCUGUGAGGUGGAUGGAUUAUCUUGGCAAAGGAGAAGUGCUCACUAACACAGAUUUAGACAGAUUUUUGAACAAUAUUUGAGAGAAAUAGGCCUUUUGUGUACAUAGAAAAAGUCUUAGAUAUUUGAGUUCAGCUCAUGAAAAAUGGGGGCAAAAACAAAAGUGUUGCGUUUAUAAUUUUGUUCAGUGUAUAUAAACAUGAAACUUCUUAGUUUUUGAGGAAUCAUCCUGGGAAAUAUGCAAGAAAUUCUAUAUUUUAAAUAUGCUGUAAGGUUAUAUAACGUACCAACUGUGGAAACCUCAGGGCCAAAAUCUUCUCUUUAGCUGUUCUCCUGUCCUUUCGCUUCUCUCAGAUUCUCUAAACAGGAAGCGUUGGACAAGGGUGCCACUGAUUAGCACAAUAUAUGUAGCUCCCCAUUCACAAAAUGCUUGUAGUUUUCUCAACCUGUCUGGAGUGAUCCUUUACUAUCUAAAGAUGUUUAGAUCUAGUGAUUAGGAAAGCAAUGGAAACUGUUUGACUUCAUCAUAGAGUUCCCAAAACAUCCCUGCAUUGUACCGCAGUGUGUAUAGGGACUGUGGGCAUUUCAUCAGGCAGCAUAGGAAGCACCUGGUGUGCCGAUUAUAUAUAAAUUGGGAAUACUGUGCUACAAUUAGAAAAAUUAUACUGAAAAAACGUGUUUUUGUUUUUUUAACAUGUCAGGCAUAUUUAAUUACUUAUUAGUAAAUGUCAACAUUUUAUCAACUGCUGUCCCUGGAACACAUAGGGGCUUAGUCACAAAACAGUGAUUUAUGCAAAUUCAACCCAAAAGGGUUCUAAAAAAUAACCUGCAUUAAAAUAUCUACAAAUAUCAUAUGAUGAAAGUUCUGGAAAUCUGAGUAGGGUAUGAAAGUAUGCAAUCACUUUUCCUUUAAAUCAUACAGAGUUACUCCUCUGUGCCUUUGUCAUUGUACAUUAUAGUUACAUCUUCUUGAUGCAGGUAGGAGACCUCCGCAUCUCGUUUUGGUAUGCUGGCGUUUCUUUGGGUGACACCCAGUCUGGACCUGUGGACUCGGUAACUAUACAUAAUUUACUUUCCCAAUACAGAAUUCUGGAACAGUUUGAAAUAAAACAUCUGAACUGUGUUUGCAGAGUGGCUCAGAUUUUUGUAACAUGGCUGGACAUGUUGUACAAGACAAGGAAGUGCUUCUAGCUAAAUUUUUAAAUUUUUUUUAGUUAUGUCCGAUAUAGCUGAGAUUUCUGAGCCUAUCUGGCUCUUUCUAUUGAGUUAUGUAGAGGAGCUUGAAACAUCACAUAAGUCUUUGCAGGAUAUACAUAGGAAACAUAGUAAGCACUGAGAACAUAAGCUGGAACUCUCUGGCUGCUUCUUAACUAAACAUCUGAAUGAGAAGCACUCUUGUGAGUGAAUGGAACCACACUGGGCUUUCUGCUCAUUUCUGUGAAUGUUUUCCAUCUGUAGACUUAAUAUACAUGUAAUGAAUGGUGUAGAUAUUUCUGUUAUUCAUUAUAGAUUUGUGAAUUUCUUUGUAUAUGCCAUAGUUCUGGUCCUUUUCCUUAAAAGAGCUUGCACGCUUUUAAAUAUAUGCUGGAUAUCAUUCUGAGCUCUCAGAUGUUUUUGGCGGUGACUAUCUUCUUGUUUCUUUUUCAGGUGAGUGUCAUUGCUCGGCAGAAAGGAGGAGUAUUGAGCCCAUAUAAAACCAAAUCUGGAGGCGUUCUAGAGCUGCUAUAUCUGGGGACACUCAACGCAGAGGUAAUUGGCCAAACAGAAAUGCAUACCAGUCUCUCUCUGUUUUUUAUUUCCAUUUUACUUUCCGACCUGAAUCCCUUCCUAUCUGUGUUCCUGGAGUGUGUCUCUCUGAACUCCCAAUACUCCAUCAUUAUGCUCAAUGUUUUAUUGAACAUAGUGCUAUCAUUUGCCAUGUCUCAACUGUAUGUGUAAACAUCUACAUUGCUCUCUACAAAAUGUUUUAUUCGCAAUUGUUUGAAAAUUUGUUAAAUCACAAAUAUUUAGCAUUUACAACAAGUGAAUGAAAUACAAACUACAAAACAAAUGAAUGCCAACAAACGAAAGCACUUUUAAGGAAGACUAUAGUCGGCGUAAUGUAACAAAAUACAGCAAUGUCUCUCACUCCACACAAAACAUGACUCAAAAAGUGGUUAUAGCUGAAAUAUGUGUAGCAGCUGUCAGGGGAGAUGGAGAUUUGUAUAGUUUUCAUAUGCAGAAGUAAAUGGACAGAGAGGAAGUACAGCAUCUCUUGUAAUGCCUCUCACUGAGGGCCUUACAGUGGUAUGAUGAGUUAUAAGCAAAUCCAUUUAAGGACAGAGUGGCAGGUGACCUUCUUGUGCCAUAACCUUCGCAAGGAUCAGUUUUUUUAUGCUUUGAGUGUCCCUUUAAAUAAGUAAACCUCUAUUAUAAACAGAGGACUAAUAUAACAUAAGGCCUGUACCUGAUGACAUAAGAUUCCUAGCUGAUUAAUCAGAAGUAGGACAUUACCUGACACUGAUUGGAAUGUUUCUAUUUUGCAUGAACAAGAAACCACGUGAUGAACAGGGUCUGAGCUGACGACUAGGACCUUGGUAGAUAGACAAGAAAAAGAGACUCUGAUGACUUAGAACAGGUUCAACAAAAUCUGGCCCUCCAGAAGUUGCUGAACUAUAACUCUCACGAUUCUCUGGCCAUCUAUUUUAUUCAAAUUACCAGGGGAUUUGUAGUUUGGCAACAUCUAGAGGGUCAGAAAUUGGAGAUUUGUGGAAGAUAGAAGCAGGCAUGAGGUGAUCAGGAAAUGAAAACUGUCACUUUCAGAUUAAGGUAGGGUAAUAUGAUGAUAUAGCCCUACAUUGAUUAUUAAUUUCCUGCAUUUUGUUUCACUUUUUCCUCUUAUGUAUAAUUGCACACAUUAAUACAUAUAAAUUAAAUAUUGUAUAUAGCUUUAUAGCUUCCCAGUGGGUUUUUGUUUUUAAAUCAGUCAUUGAAAAAAAAAUCUAUUAUAGUUAACAAAAAAAUAAGUAAACAAUGCUGUGUUUGAUAAAGGGAUAGGAUCUGUUUAUUUUCUCUUUCAGGAAAUUUUUAAUGCUGAACACCAGAGCAAUAAUUUAAAAACCUGGGCACUGCGGGGUGCUGGCUGGCUACUUAUGUUUAUUGGAAUAAGUUUAAUCACCAAGAUCGUCUAUACAUUGGGUAAGCUUGUUACUUAUGACCUAUAUGUCCGUGUAUUAAUGACUUUCUAUAAAUUUACUUAUUAUGUGGUAUCAAACUCCUCACAGUAAGCAGAAUUCUGACUUUGCAUAAAAGUUCACUGAAUAUAUGGUUAAAGGGACACUAUAGUCACCAAAACAAAGUUCGCUUUAUGGAUCAGUUUUGGUGUAUAGAUUAUGCCCCUGCAGUGUUAUCGCCCAGUUCUCUGCCAUUUAGGAGUUAAAUCACGAGUUUAUGAAGCCCUAGCCACACAUCCCAUGUUCUGACUCUCAUAGCCUUCAUGAAGUUUUCAUUUUUACAGAACAGUGUGUUUACUUUAGAAGUUUUUAUCUCCUGUUAAUUAAACUUUAAUCACACACAGGUGGUUCCUGCAAACUUUAAAAGGCAAUUAACUGAGCACAUUGUGUAGUAAGGGAAGUUUAAUAAAAAUCCCAGUGACGUCCAUCUCCAGCCUUUAUGUAACUUUGGCUGUUUGGUGCCUUUUCGGGAUUCUGGGUUAAUCAUUCUAAGUUUGAAUCUGACUCUUACAUUGUUUCGGGUUGCACAUUUAAUGCUUAUUUCCCAUUCAGGUGGCAAAUGAGUGGUCAUCUGAUGUCCUUGGGGGUUUCGUAUAACCUCCAGCUGGUCUGGUAUGGUUGGGGCAAAUUAUGAUCCCUUAAUUAUUAUCCCCCCAGUGCACUUGUCACUUACAUGAAAUGGGUUUCUCAAUACCUGCAAUAAUGACAAUUACAGGGUCAAACUGAGAGGGACAGUGCACCCAGACCACUUCAAAGAGCUGAAGUUUUCUGGGUGCCUAUAGUGUCCCUUUUGAUAAGCACAUAAUCUGUACAUUCCUUUGUUUGCAUGAAUUUGGAGUGGAUUUCCUAUGUGAUUUAGCGAUAAUAGUAAAGUGGACUUAACAUGCAUUUUGUUUAUUUAUUCUCGGGAAGCAUAUUUUUCGUGCAAAAAGUGUUUGUCCAUGACUUUUAAAUAAAAAUUGCAUGAAUGGUGUUGAUUACAGUUAAUUGGCACUCUUGAUAUGCAUUGUGAAAUGUGGUUGCCAAAGUAUACUUGCUGAGCACACUAGGCUAAUGGCACAACAUGCAUAUAUUGCAGUCAAUAGCAAGGCUGCAUACUGUAGGACAGUUAGAAUGUGUCUAUGAUUCGUAAGCACAAUCCUCAACUUCUUCUUAGAGCUCUGAACUUUGGAAGUUUGCAUUGGCCUUUACUUAAUGAGAAACGUCACUGCCUAAAUAAAAAAAUGACUGUUUAGUACAUAUACCCUCAACAUGCACGCACUUAAAGGAUCACUAUAGGGUCAGGAACACAAACACAAUACAUGUUUGUAUUCCUGACCCUGUAGUGUUUAAUUCACCAUUUUUGUGGCUUGCACCCCCUUUAGCCACCUUCAAACGGUGAAAACACCUUAUUUCCAACACCGUGCUGGUCUGCUGAUACUGGCCCCGCCCCCAAUCCGACAUCAGAAUUUUUAAACAAUCCAAUGCUUUCUCAUAGCCAAUCAGCACCUCCUCAGCGAUGCAUUGAAAAUUCAGUGUCUCCAUGCAGAGCGUGGAGACACUAAACGGCAGUGCUGCCUACUGCGCAGCACUGCCUCUGGAAGCACCUCCAGUGGAAAUCUGAGGCGUGGCCAUUUGGAGGUGUCCCUAGGGGGAAAUGUAAACCCUACCCUUUCUCUUAAAAGGCAGUGCUUGCAUGAAAAUGCCUCAAGGCAAUCAUACGCACCAGAACAACUACAUUAAGCUGUAGUUGUUAUGGGGACUAUAGUGUCCCUUUAAUUAUCUUUUUUCUGUUCUCUUAUCUGCUGCUUUUGCAAGCCCUCCCCUUCUAACCCCGCCCAGACUUUGUGACUGUUCAAUCACAGACUUUCAAUUCAGCUCAAUGAGAAGUCUUUGAGGUGCUGUGGGCAUUUGCUGCCUCUUGAGUUUUGCUCCUCUAAGCCAAAUAAACCAGGAAGUAACAGGACUGAACUUUAUUGUAAAAUGAAAAAAAAGACACACUUUUCACAUAUAAGGCACUUCAACAAACUGUCCCUUUAACUUCUAAGUGCUUUUUAAUUUCGGUGAAAAUUCUAAAGAGAGCAACCUGUGUUGUUUGUGUGAAAAGUGCAUACAGGAAAUGGCAGUCAACAUUUUCACAGAUCUCUGUGCUCAAAAAAGGUUUUUAGUAUGGUUUGACAACUUUGGUCCUCCAGGUAGCACUUCAGGUCUUCUUCUGCAGGGAAAUAAAGCACGGAAGAUGGCCAAUGACCACAUUCCUGUAGAGCUAACCACAUUUUACUAAAGAAAUUAUAUGGCUUUAUGGUGUUAUGCAUUCUCAUUUGUCCGCACUCUGCUCUAAUUUGCUUUAUUUUGUUGCUCACCAGUUAGUAACAAUAGGUAAAUUAUGAUAUAAUUCACAGAUAUAUCUUGUUUAAGUUUUCUUUUUUUUGCAUUGCUCUGAUAUGCCUCUUUCCUCUCUAUAUAUAGUGGACUGGUUUCCUGUCCUGCGUGACUUGGUCAGCCUUGGACUGAAGAUCUUUGCCUUGUGUGUGUCCACCUCACUUUCUCUCCUGACAAUCGCCCUGGGUUGGUUCUUUUAUCGCCCAUUGGUAUCCCUGCUCCUGGGAGCUAUCAGUGUUGGUAUUAUUGUACUGGCCAAAUCACGCGUUCCUGCAAAGAAGUACCAGUAGGGUUAUUUUCUGGUAACAUUUACCACUGGGAAGGAAAAAUCAGAUCUGGGAUUGUUAACAUGAAUUAUAUUCUGUGCCAUAUGUAAUAGACAUCUGUUCUUCCAAUGUUGGUGAGUGACUAAAGCGGUGAGGGCUGUGAGAUAAUGCUUGCGUGGCUUCUAUUACCAUUAUUUAAACUUUUCAGGUACUUAAAUAAUACACUUUGGAAUAAUAAUAAAACAAAAAAGAAUCUGUUAUUCUAUGGAACACAGAGUUCAUUGUUGGACUGAUAAGUCAACUCCAUGGUAUAACAACUUGACAAUGCACCAGUUUGUGUUAGGGACUUAUUUACUAAACCAGAAUUUUAGGUAAAAACAAAUAUUAGCAAUUUUAUUGCUCAUUCUCCACAGUUGCUAGUUCAAUGAAUAAAGUCUGUAAUGUUUGUGAGGACAUUUCUAACUGCCAAAUUUUACUACACUACAAUUCCCUUGAACAAUUGAGGCCACUCCAGGAUUUUUGGUUGGCAAAGUUCAUGGGAGUUCUAGUUCACUUUCCACUAUUUUGAUGUCCUGUGUAUUAUCUCAGAAGCUGAACGUGCACAGGCUUGGAACAAAAAUACACUGUACGCACGGACAGGGCAGUUUAAUAAUUCCCUAGUUUAAAAAAUAUAAUAAAAAAAAAUGCACUUUCAAGGUGGUAAUCGGAAACCACAAAGAAAAUCAAUUGUAUUUGGUCUUAGAACAACGAAAUGAAUUGCUAACUUUUUUUUUGUAUGCACAUUUAUGGGAACAUAUAUAGGUAAUGUGGAGUGCAGGUUUUAGUCAUUUGAGAAUGCUUGCAUCAACUUUUCCAGUAUUGUAUGAUUAACGUAAAUGUAGACAAUCAAGUUUGCAAAUCUGGGUUUAACCUGUUGUUUCUCAAGAGAGGUAAAUGUCGUGCCCAUUUGUAAUAAGUUUAUAGUAAAUUGUAAUUGGUUCGGUAUAUAAGGUAAAUUUAAAAAUUUAGAUAACAUUAGCUGAACUAAAUUGUCAGGUAUAAGAUUUUUCACAAUUUAGCUAUUUUGGCCAAAACAUUUUAAAUUCACUUUCUGACAUUAUACAGGAUUAUUCACUAAAGUAAGACUUACCAGGAAUUCGAAUUUCAAAUUCAAGGACAAAAUAGUAAAUUCUGAAAACAGAAUUGACAUUUUAUCUAAUGCAGCUAGAUUGUCCUACAUUUUAAUAAUCACUUUACAUUUCUGGCAAUUCUCUUUUUGUGCAUUAGAGUUAGUCACUCAUAAUGAAUUGAAAGGAAUGUACCCCCCCCGAGUCCCCCACCGAUACACCAGAAUAUAUUUGCCUGGUACAGAUCACGGUCAGUCCUGAGUCCAGUCUGCAUAUAGCAUUGAACACAAAGAUGGUUGUGUGUUAGUUUGUGAUAAAACUAGCCAAGCAUUAGAUUACAAUAUCUAGAAUAGUACAUAAUAACUUGGGAAUCAUGGAAGAAAUCCAAUCUAUUUUUUUUUUCAGUUUUGUGCUAACCCAACCCAACCUAUAGCCUUCAGAUUUGUAAGAAUACUUAAAAUCCCAAAUGAUGUGUCAUUAAUUUUUUUUUCCCCCAAACAUCAACUGUAAUAUUGCUUCCUGUUGAGAUAAUGCCAAAGAUAUAUAUAUUUUUACCACUACUUUGUAUCAUUUUGAUUGAAAUAAAAUGGACAUUUAAUGCCAGAAAUUCUACAACUUGUGUUUUAUUGUGAAAAUACAGUACAAAAUUAUUACUAAUUAUUAGAAGUCCUCCUGUUAAUGUUUAUCAACUGAAAAACAAUUUGAAAAAAAUGCCAUCUAGUGGACUAAGCAGCAGCUUCGGAUAUCAUAAGACACCUGCAGAUCAUGUCAUUUUACAUUAUGUAUUCACAGAUUAAAUAUUUAUACGACAGCUGGUUCCAGCUUGGGAGGAGCAGGGGAAUGCUAGAUGUCCUGUGCACACAAUUAGGUCCCAUCUGCCUUUUAAGCAAAGCAUUCUGUGAAAUAGGUGCAGGAUCUACAGCUAGGCUGGAACCUAGACAGAUCUUAUAACAUCUGAAAAUGUAUGCAUGUACUGGCCCAUUCAGAUGGCAUGGUGUAAAAAGAAACAUGAUCUACAGAUCAAGAGUACUGCCAUGCGUAAUGUAAGAAUCCUCCUCUUCUAGUGUGGUGGGCUGAUAAUACUCUGAUUACCAAACAUGAACUGUUGAUUUCAUUGCAAUGAACCCACCGUUAGGGCAGCAGUUUCUCCAUGCCUGCGAUCCUGAGAAAUGUCACAUCUUUUCAAAUGGGAACAAAUGCUUUGUUUCUCCUUUCUUUUCUCGUUUGCUUUUUUGUUUCACUUUUCCUCCUCCUCCAGUGUCUUCUGUCUGGCGGUUUUGGGGCCAGGACACAGCAAUGUCCUGAGCCACAGUCUCUGCUUGAUUUUCCUCAUCAGAAGAGAAUCCUUUGUCCACCGCAUUCGAGCUAGACUGCUCUAUAUCCUGUUUAAUAGAAAGUGCAAUAACUGUUAUAAUGUAUCCACAAAACAGUCAGCAUAUGUGUGGCUGACAAGGUUUCCUUCAGGCAAGUAAGUGUUAUUCAG